GCGGCCCAUCUUCUCUCACAAAACAAAGAGUUAGAGAGAGAGAAGUAUCUGGAUUAGAGAGAGAGAGAGAGAAUGGCUCAUGCUUUCGAGCAAAUCCAAUUGCCUCAGCAAAAGCAUCUCAAUGGGGGGUUUCAAUUCCCUGCAAUUCUAUCUCCAAACCCAAGUUUUUAUCCCCGCUCUGCUUCUGUUUCCCUCCAUGAAUUCACGCAAAGAAUCACCGAAUCAAAGCCAUGGCUCGAAAGCUUGCUCCUUUCAAGUGGGUCGAUCCUGUUCAGAGGUUUCCCUGUAAAAACUUCCUCUGAUUUUAACGCAGUGGUCGAAGCUUUUGGGUUUGAGGAGCUUCCUUAUGUUGGGGGUGCGGCUCCAAGAACCAAUGUUUUUGGUCGAGUUUUUACGGCAAAUGAAUCGCCGCCUGAUUCCCCAAUACCUUUUCACCAUGAAAUGGCUCAGGUUCCAGAAUACCCCACGAAACUGUUUUUCUUUUGUGAAGAGGAACCAAGGAAAGGUGGAGAAACUCCGAUAGUACUUAGCCAUCUCAUUUAUGAAAAAAUGAAAGAUAGGUUUCCAGAGUUUGUCGAGAGACUUGAGGAGCACGGUUUGAUUUACACUCGAGUAUUAGGUAAGGGAGAUGAUCCUUCCUCCCCAAUUGGUCGAGGAUGGCAAUCGACAUUUUUGACCCAAGAUAAAAUUGAAGCUGAGAAAAGGGCUUCUCGGUUGGGUAUGACGCUUGAGUGGACUGAAGAUGGAGUGAAGACUAUUAUUGGUCCAAUUCCUGCAAUAAAAUACGAUGCUACAAGGGGUCGAAAGAUAUGGUUUAAUAGCAUGGCUGCUGCUUACACAGGAUGGAAGGAUUCACGAAAUGACCCUGUCAAGGCAGUUACAUUUGGUGAUGGCGCCCCUUUGCCAGCUGAUAUCAUAUUGGAAUGCUUAAAAAUCUUAGAAGAGGAAAGUGUCGUAAUUCCAUGGCAAAAAGGUGAUGUUAUUUUGGUCGAUAACUUGGCUGUUCUCCACAGUCGUCGGCCUUUUGAGCCUCCUCGCCGUAUAUUAGUUUCUAUCUGCAAAUGAGAGUCUUUCUAUUUCACAUUGUCUGCUCUUUGGUGUCUAUUGCAUAUAAACCAUGUAUACAAUCAAAGAAAUACACACAUUUAUACAGUGAAUAAGGUUAUGUAUAAAUGAUGUGUAGAAAAAUCCGUCUUGCUUUGGAUUUGUACAUCUAUAUUGUUCCUUCGAAAUGAUCAACAUCAAUAGAUUUGAUAUCAUCAUGUAAGAAGCGUUUUACAUUA
Molecule: messenger RNA, 1283 nt
Organism: Amborella trichopoda
Lineage: Eukaryota; Viridiplantae; Streptophyta; Magnoliopsida; Amborellales; Amborellaceae
Product: 2-oxoglutarate (2OG) and Fe(II)-dependent oxygenase superfamily protein
Molecular function (GO): oxidoreductase activity
Source: RefSeq, a predicted model, not a curated record